Molecule: messenger RNA, 655 nt
Organism: Aethina tumida (small hive beetle)
Lineage: Eukaryota; Metazoa; Arthropoda; Insecta; Coleoptera; Nitidulidae
Product: zonadhesin-like
Exons: 2
Coding region: 78-593 (171 amino acids)
Source: RefSeq, a predicted model, not a curated record
UGAUAAUCAAGUAUAAAAAGCACCAGUUCGAAGUAGGAAAUCAUUAGUUCAAUUGCUUGUUCUGAACAACUAUCGCAAUGAAAUCUUACGCUUUGAUUGUCCUCCUUUUCGCUCCAGGCUUGCUCUGCAACGUCAUCAAAUCCAGAGAUGUCUUCUCCUCUGUGACCAGAGAGGAAGGAGUCCAAAUCCCACAGAUCCUUCCAGGAGUGAUCAACAUUCGUCCAGAAACCAAACCAGCCGAAAUCGAAACUCCAGAGACCUCCGUCUUACCAGGUGUUCUUCCCGUUAUUCCAGAAACCAGACCAAUCAUCGUCCCAGAAACUAAACCAGUGCCUAUUGAAGACAUCGUAGUUCCGGAAACCAAACCAAUCAUCAUCCCAGAAACUAAACCAGUGCCUAUUGAAGACAUCGUAGUUCCAGGAACCAAACCAAUCAUCACUCCAGAAACCAAACCAUUGCCAGCUGUAGAUGAUGCAUUUGCCCAGAUUGUUUCCGUCACCGAUGACGAUGUUUGCUUCGAUCUUGCUUUCGUCAACGAGUUGAUCUCUUUGGUCUACUACAAGACCGUUGAAAGCAACAUCUUGACCGUUUAAACGCUUAAUAUUUUAAUUCUCUUCAAUUGUUAAUUUGUAUAAAUAAAAAGCAUGUGAACAUA